AUGGGGAGCGGGCAAGUUGAUGGAAUCGAACUAGGAACUAUGCAAAUGCAUCCGCCCUUUCCACCACCGCCGCCAUUUCUAGCAGUGCUAAACUACGCGCCUACUCCCAAAACCCCAACAUUAAUGCCGCCACAACCAAUACCACAAUUGACGGCACAAAACCCUUUAAAUGGACUCUCUGCACCAAUCUGUAGCCGAUGUUCAGAACAGGUGCAUGAAAAAACCCUUCUCGUGGUUUUGGAUCAGUACUGGCAUGCAAAAUGUCUCUACUGUCCCGAUUGUGGUGUGUCUCUCGUGAAUAAAUGUUUCUAUCGGGAUGGAGAGGUGUACUGUCGUGAGGACUUCUUUAGACGUUUUGGAACAAAGUGUGCAAGCUGUGACGAGGGUAUUCCACCAAAUGAGAUGGUUCGCAAGGCUCACGACAAUGUCUACCACCUCGAAUGUUUUGUAUGUCACGUCUGCGCAAGAUCUCUCAACACCGGUGAUGAGUUCUAUCUUCUUGCUGAUCGUCGACUCAUGUGCAAAGCCGACUUCACCAUGAUUAAGGCCCAGGUGAGUGAUACGGUGGGGCCGGUUACCACCAUGAUUGGCGGUGUCACAGGACCAUCCAUGCAGAGACACGUAGAGGAGGAAGUGGAAUGGAGUAAGGUUGAAUUGGAGAGUGUGAACAAGCGUCCACGAACAACAAUAAACGCAAAGCAGUUGGAGGCGUUGAAGAAGGCCUACGCGGAGGGAGCGAAGCCCUCGAGGCAUGUGCGGGAGCAGUUAAGUGCUGAGACGGGUCUCGACAUGCGAGUCGUCCAAGUGUGGUUCCAAAACCGCAGGUCAGUUCAUACACAAAUCCUCCUUGGCUAA
Messenger RNA from Hydatigera taeniaeformis, 855 nucleotides. The record is from the annotation of a GenBank genome assembly. NCBI's taxonomy places the organism in Eukaryota, Metazoa, Platyhelminthes, Cestoda, Cyclophyllidea, Taeniidae.